This is a messenger RNA of Trematomus bernacchii (emerald rockcod), 1233 nucleotides long. RefSeq names its product SRSF protein kinase 3. The transcript has 12 exons. Gene Ontology annotation, biological process: regulation of mRNA processing; protein phosphorylation; spliceosomal complex assembly. The coding region runs from base 1 to 1233 and encodes 410 amino acids. NCBI's taxonomy places the organism in Eukaryota, Metazoa, Chordata, Actinopteri, Perciformes, Nototheniidae. Gene Ontology annotation, molecular function: protein kinase activity; ATP binding. The record is from RefSeq and is a predicted model, not a curated record.
AUGCAGAGAAAUCCACGCUCCGAUAAUAUAGCAUCUGAGCAGAAUCAUACGUCAUCUCAUAAAUUGGAGGCCAUUGGAUGCCAUGACCAGCUGGAACCAAAGGAGAGCCAGGACUCCGAGGACCCUGGAGAAUACUGCUAUGGUGGAUACCACCCUGUCCAUAUAGGUGACACAUUCAACAGACGAUACCAGGUGGUGUCUAAGUUAGGAUGGGGCUAUUUCUCCACCGUCUGGCUAUGUCAGGACCUCAGCAGGCUGGGUCGGAGCGUUGCUGUGAAGGUCCUGAAGAGCGGAGCUGGUUUCACCCAGGCAGGACAGGAUGAACUGGCUCUCCUACGAUGCGCAACCGGUCCUACGAGCCGUCGUCCCUCUAGUCAAAGGAUCGUUCAGUUGCUCGAUGAGUUCAAGCUGGCCGGGGUCAAUGGGGUCCACAUGUGUCUGGUGCUGGAGCUGUUGGGGCCCGACCUGAGGAGCUGGCAGCUCUGUUUUGGGAGUCCUGGACUGGCGCAGCGUUCUGUCAAACAAAUACUGACCCAGAUUCUGCAGGGCCUGGAACAUCUUCACACACAGUGUAAAAUCAUCCACACAGACAUCAAGCCUGAGAACAUCCUGCUGUGUAUGGAGGAGCAGUCCCACAAAGCACCAACAGGGGAGAGCAGCUCCUCAUCUGUGCUCAAUGGGAAAGAGGCCAAGUCCACAGAGAAAGGGCAGAACUCCUACAGUUCAAAGGACUUUACAGUGAAGAUUGCAGACCUAGGAAGCUCCUGCUGGGUGUACAAACAUUUCUGUGAGGAGAUUCAGACCCGUCAGUACCGCUCACUGGAGGUUUUACUGGGAUCUGAGUACGGCCCGUCCGCUGACAUCUGGAGUGUUGCCUGCAUGGCCUUUGAGUUGGUCACUGGAGAUUCCCUGUUUGAGCCCAAAGCUGGCGAGUCCAUUUCUCUGGAGGAAGACCAUAUAGCCCAGAUCAUGGAGCUGCUUGGUCAAAUUCCGCCAGUUGUUGCCUUGUCGGGUAAAUACUCUGCAGAGUACUUCAGCCCCAGAGGUAAUCUUCGUCGUGUGGGCCCACUGAAGCUCUGGAGACUCUACGACGUUCUGGUGGAGAAAUACAACUUCCUGUUGGAGGAUGCCGCUGGUUUUUCAAACUUCCUUCUUCGCAUGUUGGACUUCCAUCCAGAGAGGAGGGCCACCGCUGCACAGUGUCUCCAACACCCUUGGCUGACAUCCUGUUAG